Carassius carassius (crucian carp) is the source of this 2590-nucleotide messenger RNA. Its product is annotated as coiled-coil domain-containing protein 177. Lineage: Eukaryota; Metazoa; Chordata; Actinopteri; Cypriniformes; Cyprinidae. The record is from RefSeq and is a predicted model, not a curated record. The transcript has a single exon. Bases 218 to 1933 code for a protein of 571 amino acids.
CUAUGGCGACCAGAGAAGCUCCGAGGAUUCGAAGAGCAGAUUAAGGCGCGAAUAAGUAUUUUAAAACAUUCAUAUAAGUAAAAACAGAAAGUUCAGAAUUAAAUAGUAUAAAGAGACGUUUUAUUUCAUUGUAAGCUGUUUUAUAACAUCAACUAUGGAUAGGUAAACCUGCUGAAUUCUCGAUGUAAUGCACAGAGUGGAUUGAACACAGUUAUUAAUGGAGCACAUUAGAUCUGGUUCACCUCUCCUGCAUUUGGAUUUAAAUAAUUUCAGCUCUCCUGAAGCUGAAGACAGCAGAUAUGUUCUGACAAGUCCACGUUCACUUGAAUCCUGUGCUAGAUUGGGAGUGAAACCUGUUGAUCUGCUGUUCAGAUCCCUCACAGACUUCAUUGAUGAACACCAGGAGUCCUCUCUGGAGGAGGUGACUGUGUUAUAUGAAGAGUAUGAGAGAGGAAGAAGAGAACGACUGCGCUUGUGUAGAGAGGAGAGAGAGCGGAUCAUACAAGAGCCCGACUGGAAUAGAAAGUCAUCAGUAAAACCAUUCCUAGUCUUGGAAACCGUCCCUGAGCAGACAGCUGAGAGUCCAAGCACCGAUUCCAAAGCCAAGUGUCCGACGAAGACACGGUUCACAGAUGACCGAGUUCAUUCAAAGUCUGCGAUUUCCAUCUCAGACAGAUUUCCGAACACAUGCGGUCAGAGGUUCCCCUGCAGUAUCAGUCUGGCCGACCUCAGACGUUCUCCUGCGACGGAGCGUCGGGUGAAGAGCCUCUUGCAGGAGAUCAGUCGCAGACUAAACAUCGCCGUCCCAGAAAAAGACCGCAAGAUUGUUGCAUUGAUGCUGGCCAGGCACGAAGAGGAGCAGUUUCGCUUACGUCAGAGUAUGUUUGAGGAGCAACAUCAUGAGGAGGAGCAGAGGCGUGAGGAGGAGCGGCGAGCUCACAUGGAGCAACAGCGACGGAAAAGACUUCUGCGACACAUUCGCCGCUGGCAGGAGGACUUGGAGGAGCGGAGGAGGCGGCGAGAGGAAGAGGAGGCGAUGCUUGCGGAGCAGCGUGAGCGGGAGACGCUUUGGCAGGAGGAGCGCUGGAGGAGACACGCCGAGGAGCAACAAGCUCGACGAAGGUUCAAGCUUGAUGUGGCGAGCAGGGAUGCAAAAGAGCGCAAACGCUACCAGGAGAGGCUCCUGCAGGAGAAGGAGCGCAUGGAGGAGGCGCAGCGAGAGAAAGAGCUGCAGGCGGCGCAAGAAAAACAACACCACGCAAUGAGGAGCAAGCAAACGCAGGAAAAGACAGAAAGGAGGAGACUCGAGCAAGAGAACCAGAAGGAGCUACUCAAGCACCUCCUCCUAAAAAAGGAGGUUGAGGAGCAGGAGCGUGCAGAGAAGGAGCUCAAGCGGAAAGGAGUGGAGCAGAAGCUGCAUCGCUCCAUGGAGAACCAUGCCCUCCUUCUAGAGGCGCGAGUGCAGGAAAUGCGAUCACGUGCUGCGAAGGAGGAGGAGCAGAUGCGGAUGGCACAGCAGCAGGUGAGGAGGGAGAACAGGGUUCGGUUGGAGCAGAAGCAAACGUUAGUGCAACGUUGCCAGCUGCGGAUGGAGCGUGCAGUGCUGCAGGUGCAGGAGCAGAAGCAUCGCAGAGCUCAACUCCUCAGGCGAGAAAACCAGGAGAAGAAACUCAGCCAUCGCAGACUACGAGACCGAGUCCUGGAGGAGGAGAAAGUGCAACGGGAGGUGAGAUGCAAGGCCAUGACACAGAAGAACCAGCGCAGCGAGAAGCUGCAGAAAGAGAAGGCCGAGGCCCAGGAGAGGAGCCGGAAGGUGGCUCACGCCUCCUGCUACAUGCGGGAGAGAGUGAGGGAGCAGACGUCCCGUCGCACCUUUGACCAGAUGGCACGAGAAGCACAGCUGACCGCUCAACUGAGCCACCUGAAACUAUGAAGAGAGUAGAACUACAAAAUUAUAAUUAUAACAGUAUUAAUGGAACCAGUUUUAUGUAUUUUUCAUUCAAAUUAGUAUUUACGGUGCUGAUAAAUGUAUUCAUCUAGAUAAAGACGAUUAAUAAGCAGCACCAAAGGUCAAGUAUUUAUUGAAUAUGUACUAUUUAUUGACUUUUAUCUGAAAAAGGAGGAUUUAUUAACUAAUAUUAAUAUAAACUUUUGGAAUUUUUUACAGUAUUUAUCACUCAAUUUUGUAUGGAUUAUGUUUGAGAUAGAAACUUCUUCAUCAAAUUCUUCUUGGGCAUUCAAGGGAUAAAUUACUAAAAAAACAUCUUGAAAUAAAGCAUGACUGACUGAACUCAAAUUGCAUUUUUAAGAUAAAUAUAUUCUGAUAAUAACAAGUGAUGUAUCGAUCAUCUUAAGGUUGACAAGGUCAUUGUGCCAGUGUUAUUACUGAUAACAGUGUUUGUUCUGAAACUGUUGAAUAAAGUCGUUAUUUUGUUUUCAUUGCACACAAAACGUAUUCUAGUAGCUUCAUAAUAUGAGGGUUGGACCACUGAUGUCACAUGGACUAUUUGAAUGAUAUCCUUACUAGCAUGUCAGUACCAUUACUGUUUAUGCAAGGUCAGAAAGAUUUCACCAAAAAUAUCUGUAUUUG